Papilio xuthus (Asian swallowtail) is the source of this 1337-nucleotide messenger RNA. Its product is annotated as beta-1,3-galactosyltransferase 5. Gene Ontology annotation, biological process: protein O-linked glycosylation. Gene Ontology annotation, cellular component: Golgi membrane. Bases 236 to 1291 code for a protein of 351 amino acids. NCBI's taxonomy places the organism in Eukaryota, Metazoa, Arthropoda, Insecta, Lepidoptera, Papilionidae. The transcript is spliced from 3 exons. Gene Ontology annotation, molecular function: hexosyltransferase activity. The record is from RefSeq and is a predicted model, not a curated record.
UGUCGCAAUCAUGUCAUUGUAACAUUUACUUUAUUAUUUAUUGUUUACCUUUUUAUAAAACUAAUUCUAAUGAACAUAAAACAUUAUUAAAUAAGAUAUAACUUUAAUUAUGUUAAGGUAUAUCAUUAGUCUCGGAAAUGGCAUAGUGUUGCGAAACAAAUUGACUUAAACUGACUGCAUUUUCUAAAACUUCUAGUCGGAUACGAACAAUGAGAAUAAACACAUUUGAAUUAAUAUGCGUAAAAAACAAACAAUUUUUGUAGCAUUAAUUUUAUUAAGUCUCUUAAUCUGGGUCUAUAAAAGUUCAAAUAAACAAUAUGAAAAUAUAAUUAUUGCAAUAACAGGAAACAAUCACUACAUUAGAAAUGUUGUUAUUAAACCCAAUGUAUCUUGUCACUUAAAUCGUCUAUUUGUCAUUCUUGUAACUUCUUAUGUGGGUCAUGUAGAACUUAGGAGUGCCCACCGAAGAGCUAUGUCGGCUGAACGUUUAAAAUCUAUGAAUGCCACCAGGAUAUUUCUUUUGGCAAAGAUACCAAAAAAAGAAAAAUACAUAACACAAGAAGCAAUAAAUAAUGAGAGUGACAUUUUUGGUGAUUUACUACAAGGUGACUUCACAGAAGAUUAUAGAAACCUAACACACAAACACCUCAUGGGUCUACAAUGGGCAUCAACAUUUUGUAACACUUCAUUUAUACUUAAAGUUGACGAUGAUAUUGUAUUCAACUUGAAUCAAACUUAUAACUUUAUUACUAAAAUAAAAGAUGAGAAAAAUUUAUUAAUAGGUUACAUGUUGAAUAACACAUUGCCUAGACGUAGUAAGCAGAACAAAUGGUAUGUCACACAAGAAGAAUACUCCGGAAAUAUCUAUCCACCAUAUUUAUCGGGUUGGUACUACAUCAUGUCAAGCAAUAUUGCAUCUCUUAUAACUCGAGAGGCUCCAUAUCAUUAUCAGUUUUGGAUAGAUGAUAUAUUUGUAACAGGAAUAUUGUCAGAAUUUCUAGGUAUUACAUUAAGACAUUUACCAAAAGAUUACUGGCUGGAAUAUUAUGAAUUAUUAGAAUGUUGCUUAAAAGACAUGGUAAUGAAAUCUAUACAAUGUGAACAUGUUGUUGGACCUAAUGGAGGUAGAAAUGAAUUAAUCGUAGAAUUUAAUAAUGCCUUAGAAAAAUGCAAGAGAAAAAAUUGCACGAUAAGAUCUGAACAUCAGUCUUUGAAAAAAGUCUGUAUUAAUUUUAGAGAGAGAACUAUCUUUGGUGAUGGUAAAGCUGUAAUACAAAAAGUUAAAUUAUAGCAACACAACAUUGUCACAUCAUCAUCAUCUUCAGCUCACUAUAUGU